This is a messenger RNA of Manduca sexta (tobacco hornworm), 2405 nucleotides long. It is a transcript of the gene Dci, whose product is annotated as enoyl-CoA delta isomerase 2. The transcript is spliced from 3 exons. NCBI's taxonomy places the organism in Eukaryota, Metazoa, Arthropoda, Insecta, Lepidoptera, Sphingidae. The coding region runs from base 202 to 960 and encodes 252 amino acids. The record is from RefSeq and is a predicted model, not a curated record.
UUUCAUUUCCUAAUUCCUAUUUAGCAAUGAACACUCAUAACAUAAUAUAUUCCACCGAUAGAACCUUGUAAUUACUGUAAAUUUUUAUUAAAGUUUGGCGGAACGCAAAGUAUUUAAAUGUUCAUAUUCAUUAAAAAAAUCUAUAACAUAAGUUGAAGUAUUUAUGUGAAACAUUACUCAUUUUUAAUAUUUGGCUUAAAAAUGGAUUCUGGCACUAUUAUCGAAAUAAACCAAGGGGCCGUAAAAAUCAUAAAAUAUAAUAAACCGGCCCGAAAAAAUGCCAUUGAUGCGGAUAUGUAUAUACGAGUAAAAAACAUUCUAAAUGAAGCUGCAGAGGAUGACAAUGUUUCCGUUAUCGUGUUGACCGGCGCCGGAGAUUUCUAUAGCAGUGGUAAUGAUUUCUCAGCAGCUUUAGAGAAGCCCUCAGAGAAUAAUUUAAGAAUUUUAAGUGACUACAUAAAUGCAUUCAUAACAUUCCCGAAGAUACUUGUUGCUGUUGUAAAUGGGCCAGCCAUUGGUAUUGCUGCCACUACUUUAGCCUUAUGUGAUCUAGUGUUUGCAGCUGAAAAUUCAUAUAUUUACACGCCAUUUACAAAACUUGGUAUUGUAGCUGAAGGUUGCUCAUCAUAUACAUUCCCACGACUCAUAGGAGACAGAAAGGCAGCUGAAAUGUUGAUGUUUAAUCAUAAAAUGACAGCAAAAGAAGCAUUAGACUGUGGGUUUGUAAAUUACCUUUACAAACCUGAAGAAAUUCAAAGCAAAGUAUGGGACAAGAUUACUGAAGUGUCAAAAUUAUCUUCAACUUCCUUAUUUGCUACUAAAAACUUGAUACGAGGAGUAAUACAAAGUAAACUUUUAAAUGCAAACAAGAGAGAAAUGGAAGAACUUGACAAGAUAUGGCAAGCAGGGGGAUAUUUAAAUACUGCACAAAAUGUAUUCACAAAGAAAAGUAAAUUAUAAUUAUGAAUGUCCUAGUCUACCCUAAAAUUUACUAUGGAACAAUGAAGAUGGAAUAUCUGUGAAAAAUUGUUUAUUACAGGUACACUAUGUAGGUACUAGGUAGUAUGUAUUAUAAGUUGGGACCGAUUUAUAGGUAUCACUUAAUAAUAUAAUAUAAUAAUAUCAGCCCUGUAUAAUAUGAGAUGGGUUAGACCAUAGUCUACCAUACUGGCCUAGUGUAGAUAGGUAGACUUCACACACCCUCGAAAUUUCUAUAGAGGUAUGUAGGUUUCCUCAACAUGUUUUCCUUUACCAUUAAAGCAAGUGAUGAGAAUAAUUGUCAAAAAAUACACACAUAAUUUUGUCAAGAGUCAGAGUUGUGUGCCCUUUGGUUUUGAACCUGCGUACAUUCAUCUCGGUAGUCUAUUUUACUCCCAACAAGGCUAUCGCCGCCGUACUAUGCUAUCGUCGCCACAACAUGAAUACAACUUGAAAAGCCUAUAUAUAAUAUGAAGGAAAAACGCCUAAGUAUGCAACACUAGGUGUUGCUUGUGACUUCGCCUGCGUGAAAUGCCUUUUUCGUUAAAACACUGGCGAUUCUGAACGCUACCUGUACUACGCUAGCGCUACCUAUUUAAGAUUUAUGUGUUCAUAUCUAUGUCAAUACAUGAUUUGGUCUAAAUGUGUGCCAAAUUUAAUUUAAAUUCUUUUAGCUGUUUCUUCUUACAAACAUCCGAACAUUUUCACAAAUUAUCGCAUUUAUAAUACAAUAUCAUGUGAGAUUAAUUAGGUGUUAGGUUUUUUUUAAUUCAGUAUACAAUUUGCUGGUAACAUUCCAUAAAAUUAUGUUUAUUUCUAUUUAAUCGAUGAGCAUUUUAUUUUUACAAAUUUUCGCAAUCAGACUAGAUUACCCCGGUUGCGUAGGUAGUUGUAAUUAUUGGAUAAUUGGUAUGACUAUGACGCUGACUCUCGGUGUCGGGCAUAGUAAUAUUGUUUUAUUUUUCAUAAACUUGGGUGCUAAGCUGACACUAAUUGUGUGUAGAAAAAGUUCAGACGCCGAAUAAUAGGAUUACGUACUUGCGACAAAUUUCUAAUCCUGGAUUAUUUUCCUACUUAGCCUUUUUCAUAAGCUUGGAUGUCUAGAAUGCAACAUAAUAUUUAAUUCAUUGUCCUAAAGCAAAAAAAAGAUAUCGCAUAUUAUAGUGGAAAUAUGCAUCAUACCAUGUGUUUAAACAUUUAUGCAAAAACCAGCUAUGAUGGUCAAAAUAUGCAAAUGUGGCGAGUUAUAAUAAUCCAUGCUUUAAUUGUAAGUAAAAUAAAGAAGUUAUAUGUAUAAUAUACAUGUACAUAGUAUGAAGAGAAAAAUGGCAAUGUUACUAUAAUUUAAUUGGGUAUGUAAUAGUAGAUACCUUAUACUAAAAUUUUUAUCAGUUUUUGUUAUAAAAUAAAUGUUGUUAUUAUUAUGA